Molecule: messenger RNA, 1032 nt
Organism: Danio rerio (zebrafish)
Lineage: Eukaryota; Metazoa; Chordata; Actinopteri; Cypriniformes; Danionidae
Gene: cd74b
Product: CD74 molecule, major histocompatibility complex, class II invariant chain b
Biological process (GO): cytokine-mediated signaling pathway; immune response; antigen processing and presentation
Cellular component (GO): extracellular region; membrane
Molecular function (GO): macrophage migration inhibitory factor binding; MHC class II protein binding
Source: RefSeq, marked provisional
GGAAAAUCCCUUAUCAAGAUAAGUUUUUCAGACUUUUGAUCAAAAAUGUCUAGCGAGGGAAACGAGACACCACUAAUAAGUGACCAAUCUUCAGUUAACAUGGGACCUCAGCCAAGAAAUAAGAAUCAGGCUCUGAAGGUAGCAGGAGUGACUCUGCUGGCUGGGAUACUGAUCGCAGGUCAGGCCUUCACUGCUUACAUGGCCUACAGUCAUAAAGAGCAGCUCAACACCCUGGAGAGACGAGGAGACCGCCUGCAUGAGAUCAGCCGUAAAUCUGCCAUGCGAGCCCCGCUAAAGAUGCAUCUCCCCAUGAGCUCUCUUGCUCUGAAGUAUGAGGAUGACACCAAAGAGAACAAGGAUUCUCCUCCCUCAUCUCCCAAACCAGAGCCCAAAGUUCUAACCCAGUGCCAGAAGGAGGCUGCAGGGGAGGUCAAGAGUCUCCUGCCGUCCUUCAAGCCAAGGUGUAACGAGAAUGGAGAUUACCUGUCACAGCAGUGCUGGGAACAGACUGACUUCUGCUGGUGUGUGGACAAGAACGGCGUUGAGAUUCCUGACACUCUGAAGGAAGGCCCCGCUCAGUGUUGGGCCCUUAAUUCCGCUGACAUAGUGAAUGAGCCUCUGCUGAGGAAAAAUGGCGAGUGAAGAGGAGCAGCGAAAACUUCCACAAUAUCAUAUUCUGGUGUCUUCAUCUAACUUUUACAGCUGAACUUUCACAUUUACUGUAGGUCUAAAUAAAGUUUGGUUUGAGGUCUUAAAAUAUCUGUCUGUACAUUCAUAUAUUUUCUAGAAACCUAAACUUGUGUUUUGUAUUGAAACAAUUACAGACUUUAGAAGAUCAGUUUCAGCAGUGUUCAUGGAAAACCUCUUAACUUUAUUGAUUUGUACUACUUUUGUUUUUAUUAAUAACUUUCAACUGCUUUUUCUGAGUGAAUAUUUUUAAAAAUGAAUGAAGAGAGAGAACAUGUAUAGAAGGACAAACAAAACUGGAUGAUGGAGAGCUAACAGAGAUCGAUAAUAAAAUUAAUUACUAAC